Messenger RNA from Symbiodinium pilosum, 1617 nucleotides. NCBI's taxonomy places the organism in Eukaryota, Dinophyceae, Suessiales, Symbiodiniaceae. The record is from the annotation of a GenBank genome assembly.
GUGCAACAAAUUGCCGCUGCUGCGAUUCGUCACACAGCCGCUUGUGGAGGAGAGACGCCGGCCAAGUCGAUGCUGGAUCGGAUGGCCAAGAUUGGCACCUGUGGAAAGCAUGCCUCGAACGCAGAACGGGACCUACACCAAAUUUUGAAGAACCUUCAAUUCAAGGCGCCGAUCGAGUGUGUAAAUGUGCGUUUCGUGACGCCCAGCACAGCUGAGGUCAAGGCCGUACAGUUUCCUUGUCUUUUUCCGGACACUUUUGCGCUGGAAAUUUGGCGGAUGGGCGAAGCUUAUUUCAGAUAUUUCUUUCUGGGGAAUCAGGACUCCAGUAGGCUGUGGCAGCAUGUGGAGCAAACCGCAUGGGGAUCCCAAAUGCUGGCAAACGCCCGCGGAGAUCGGUCCAAAUUGAUCCCCGUCACGUGCUACGGGGAUGAGAUUUAUACAUACAAGAACAGCGAAUGCGGAGUGGUAGCUGUCCUGGCCUGGUCGACGGACUACCUCACAGCCGAACACGGCCCUUUGGAGCGAUACUUUCCGAUCGCCACCUACGCGCAAUACUUGGAGUGUGAGGACACCUGGGCGGACUUGAGCAAAGAAGUGGCAGACCGAUUUCGAUCUCUGGUAGCCAAAACAGAUUGGCCAUGGUGUGACAAAGGCUACCAGUUCACGUUCAGCUCGGUCACUGGUGACCUCAAGUGGGUGAAAGAAAAGUUUCAUCUACACGACUACAACGCCAACCAGUUCUGCUCAUAUUGCAAUGUGGUCAAACGUGAUCCGGCGGGGCGAAUCGAGCACACAAUCAGCGAUUUUCGACCUACAGCAGCGCACAUGCAGAUGCGCAUCACACACGAGGAUUACAUCCAAUCAACUGCUGCGGAGGAUCGAGCUUUGGAUAGCACUUGCUUCCCACGGUGCUCGAUGCUUACGUAUCUCUGCGAGCGCGGAUGGUUCGGAGAGUUACAAGGGCCCUAUGAGCAGCCCCUGAGCACUGCCCUCAACAAGGCGUUCAAAGCAUUCACAACAUGGAAUCGGCAGCAAACCAAACCUGUUAAUCAGCCUCGCUUCACCCCAGCCAGGAUCUGCAGAAAGGGUCGCACGUUUUUCCCCUCUUUGAGCUCGAAAGGCGCAGCCUCAAAAGCCCUCUCGUACUGGUUGGCUGAUGUUGCAAAAGAUUUCGCGCGUCUACCGCACGCUAGCAGCUUGGACAGGGAGUGCGCGAAGUGCAUGGUGACUUACGCAGAGAUGUUGCGCAUGAUUGACGUUUCCCCGCUUUUGUUGGAUGAUGCCACAGCUGGCCAUAUCUAUCAGUUGGGCCUGGUCCAUUUGCAGACGUACAGCAGUUUAAGGCACAAAUCCUCGCGGACCCUUGGCGCCCAGUCAGCCAACAGGAACUGCUGGCUACUCCUGCCGAAGCAUCACCAUAUGCUCCACAUGUUGACAGAUACAGUGUUGAGGGAUCGCUUGAACCCACGAUACCAAACACUUUUCUGUGCAGAAUCCUUUAUAGGAGCCAUCGGGCGCAUGGCGAAAUCUUGUCACCGUGCUAGCCUCCCAAGGAGGUUGUUGCAGCGCUACAAGAUUCGUUUUGGCAUGAUGAUGCGUGGACUGGGGCCUGCAUGA